This is a messenger RNA of Scomber scombrus (Atlantic mackerel), 877 nucleotides long. RefSeq names its product C-X-C motif chemokine 13-like. Gene Ontology annotation, cellular component: extracellular region. Gene Ontology annotation, molecular function: CXCR chemokine receptor binding; chemokine activity. The record is from RefSeq and is a predicted model, not a curated record. The transcript has 5 exons. NCBI's taxonomy places the organism in Eukaryota, Metazoa, Chordata, Actinopteri, Scombriformes, Scombridae. Bases 41 to 379 code for a protein of 112 amino acids. Gene Ontology annotation, biological process: neutrophil chemotaxis; cellular response to lipopolysaccharide; chemokine-mediated signaling pathway.
ACAUCCUCAUUGGUGCCGAGAGCUGAAAACCACCAAGAAAAUGACGACUAAACCUCAGCUCUUCCUGGUCGCUCUGAUCCUCUGCUGCAGCUUUGCCGCUGUACAUGGGAGUCCCAGGGGACGGUGCUACUGCCUGCGGACCUCUUCUAAACGAGUCCUGGUUCAGACCAUUAAGAAGGUGGAGGUCAUUCCUAUUUCAGGACACUGUCGCCGGACUGAAAUCAUAGUCACCAGGAAGAACGACAGCAGAGUUUGCGUUGAUCCAAAUGCGUACUGGCUGGACAGUAUGUUGGAUUUUCUGAAAAAGAAAACCAUGAAUGAUGGAAACCCAAAUGAUGGAAACCCAACCGCUGUGCCGAGCACUUCUCUCUCCACUUAACUUCAGAUCACAUUUUGUUGUUAAUGUUUGACCUUAAGUCAAGUGUAUAAUUUCUUUACUUAUAAUCUUUCAUUUUCAAUCAAUUAAUUGAAUGAAUGAAUUAUGAAUUUCUUUUUUAAGAUUUAUUUUUGGAGUAUUUUACCUUUAUUUAUAAACUCUUACAUGUAUUUUUUUUUUUUAAAGAUUUUUUAAGAUUGUUUUUCUGGCUUUGACGCUUUUAUUCGACAGUAAAGAGACAGGAACUUAUGGGAUAGGCAUGCAGGCUCGGACUGCAUCCUUAGGAGUGCUGAGCAUGAAUUCUUAACCACUCGACCACCUGCACGCCCAUUUUUUGGCAAUGUUUGACUUAAUUCAAGUGUAUAAUUCGUUUAUUUAAAUAAUAACAAGGAAAACUAUGAAUGCUGGGAAUUAUGGGUGCAUGAAGUAAGGUGAAUUUAAUUACAUUUGAAUGUUAAUAUGACAUGACGUGAUGUACCUCUGUUUUCUUAUAAGCCAAUA